Danio rerio (zebrafish) is the source of this 4862-nucleotide messenger RNA. It is a transcript of the gene zdhhc21, whose product is annotated as zDHHC palmitoyltransferase 21. The record is from RefSeq and is marked validated. NCBI's taxonomy places the organism in Eukaryota, Metazoa, Chordata, Actinopteri, Cypriniformes, Danionidae. Gene Ontology annotation, molecular function: palmitoyltransferase activity; protein-cysteine S-palmitoyltransferase activity; acyltransferase activity. Gene Ontology annotation, cellular component: membrane; plasma membrane; Golgi membrane.
ACUAAAUGCAACAUGAUUAACAACUGUGUUGGGGAGGAUAACCACUGGCUAUUUUUGCAGCUGUGUUUUUACACUCAGGUUCUGAGUUUUUACACUCUAGUGCUAGACUUCUGUCAGUACUACUACUUUCUGCCCUUGUCCUCAGUUGACCAAGCUGACUUUGCAGUACAUCAUGAAUUGGCUCUUCUACGUGUGUCUUGUUUCAUGGGGUUGAUCAUGUUUGGUGGAAUAAGCAGCCUUUUCUACACACAAGUCAAAGGAAUCCUUACAGACACAACUACCAUAGAGAAGAUGUCACACUUAACCGAAGAAGUACCACGGCGGCCUUGGCAGCAAGCAAUGGCUGAGGUUUUUGGCACUCGCUGGAAGGUUCUGUGGUUCUUGCCUUUCAGAAGCAGACAUCCUUUAAAACUCAACCUGACAAUCCGCUCUCAUGUAUAGAAAAACUGGUUUGGGGUGGGGUGGGGUCGGGGAGGGGGGUUUGGUGGCGGGUUCAUGAGCUCAUGGAUUAGAUAGCCAGUACAAGAUGGUUAGAUGAACAAUACAGCUGAAGCCUAAAAACUGCUUGUUUAAUGCAUACGCAUGCAUAGAUGGUUUACAAUAACUUUAUUGUGCACAUAAUUAUGCAUACCUCAUCAACCACUGCUACUGCCCAUACUGAUUGUUUCAAUACAAGUACAAUACUGCAUUGGAUAUUUUAUUUAUUUUUUUUUUUUGUGCCUUUUAAAAUCCAUGUUUUUAAAUAAUUUGUGGAUUUAUUUAUUAUACAUACACAAUAACUACCCUGAUUUUCUUUUAAUAUGAAGCUCUACCUUUAAAAUAAAUAUACAUUCAUGUCUCUGAUUAAUUGCAAAUAGUAAUUUUGCCACCCAAAAAUGGGUCAUUUAUAUUUAUGGAUUUUAAUAGACUUCCAAAAAUAGACUUUCUUUAAUGUCCAUAAAAUUGAAAACAACACAGUUUACAGAAAAUAAUGUCUCACGUUAUCUGUCACCAUUACAGGCUUGUAAUGUACUGUGUGUAUAUUAAAUACUUCCCACCUCAUCGUUUCUGACCUAUUUGAAGGCUAGUGUAAUUUGCAAGCUGGCUUUUAAACAUAAUAUUGUACUUUUAAAUAAUAGAAGAUAUGCAUGAAAGAAGAUCAAAUGUAUAUUUAUUAAUAGAAAGAUGUAUUUUACUAAAAAGGGACAGCAGAAAGGUAUAUUGCACAACAGUUUAAAAACUGUGCUAGAUAACCUUUAUGUUUCAAAUUUAACUUCAAAUCCAGUAAGAUAUCGACAAUUAUCAGAAGUGCCUCUGAACACACUUAUAUUAUAACAAAAAGCUUUACUGAAGCUUUACUUCACAAUUACCUGAAAAAAACAAUGAUUCACAACAGAUGACUACAGAUGAAAUACAUUCAGAUAUUGCAACUCAUUCUCGAUUAUUACAUAAUUUGCUCCAAACUAUUAACUUUGCAGUUGUGUUUUUGUCAACUUGGCCCAAGUGAAUGAAACUGAGUAAACAAUUCAUGUGAUGGAGUUAUGACUGUCUUUUUUAAACCUAAUUUCAGUAAUAGUCUGUAUAUCGUUUGAAAGGUUUGAAGUAAAAACGUGAAUUUAAGCUAUAAUAUACCACAGUCAUAACCCGAAUUAUGAAGAAUUUGUCACAUUUAGAGAGUUUUUUGGUAUAAUAUUUGUUCUGGCCCUUCACUCCACCUAAAUAAUAUUAUAAAAUUAGCUUUUUGGUUGUCGUUUAUGAGCAAUAUUUGCUUAAGUCAAGUGAUACCUACCUAAAUAUGCAUUAUUGAUAUCAUAAAUUUAAAAAUUUUUUCUGGUUCUUUUCUCUGUAUAUUUUGUGUAUUUUAAUUUUACUGUAGGUGUCCAUAUAAUUGGUUUUGAAAAAACUUUGUUUUGUUUGUCAUUAAUUUGUUGUUAAACCAAAGAUAGAUGUUAAAUGUGAUAUGAAAGUCUUUUCAUUGUCACUCAACUGUCGCAGAUACAGUGAUACAGUUUAGUGGUCUAUUUCUUAACUUAUCUGACUUGAUGUAGCUUGGUGUUGAUAUAGGCUGCAUGUGUCAUUUUUGUCAAGCAAUAAAACCUAAGAUUUUUCACUAAUAUAGCAGAUAUUACAAAUGUGUUUGUAGUAGGUCACUAAAUAUUAUUAGGGGCCAAGCACCGAAGGUGCGUAUGCACCUAUUGAAUCCUUUCUGGUUCUUAUUAUUAUUUUUCCGGCUUCUUCUUCAUCUUACGCUCUGGGAGUCUAUGGCCCUAUGAACCAGUGUUAUCUGCGUAAUGCACUAAUGUAUUCACACCAAACUUGGUGUGUGUUAUCACAACCAUGGACUGUAGUGAGCUGCAGCGUUUCGGCACACUGCCCCCAAGUGCUCCGGAGAUACAAAAAAUGGCUUUUUGCUUAUUUCUCAACCCUUGGUCCAAAAUUCAUAAAAAUUGUCUCUUUGCAUCCAGCGGAGCAUGCUGAGCCAGCCAUUUUGGCAGGUGGCUAUUUUAUUUUAUGUCAAAAAUUGCCAUAUUUUACGGAUGCAUUGGCAAAUUGUUAUAAAAGUUUUUAUAAUGGUGAUCAAAACGUUUUCUCGCAGUGCCACCUUUUGGUAAAAUGUUAUAAUGAUAUUUCUAAAAAGGCUAAUAACUUGUGACUAAUUUUGCAUAUUGCUAUAAAACUUGUCUUGAUACAUUCCGUGGGUGGUCCUGAGAAUAUUGAUAUCAAUUAUAAUUAUGCCUUAAUUAGCUGAUCUUGCUGUCCGCUAGAGGUGUGAACCUAUACUGGUCUCAUGGUUCGAUUCGGUUAUGAUUAUCAUGCCAUCGAUUCGGUUCAAUUCGAUAUCUCGGUGCAUCACAGUGCAUUGACGAUGCUUUCCAUAUACAGUGUUAUAUUUUAGGGGGGAGGCUAUAACAUGCUGUCUGUAUAACACACAGACACACAGCACCACACUGUCGCUCAUUCAAACACAUUCAAAAACAUAGACAGCAUCAAACAAACAAACACACACGCGCACACACACACACAAACACACACACUUAAGUCCUUGCAACAGGGAGAGCUCACGCUGAGCGGAGCAGAAAAAACGAAAAAAAAAAAAAAAACGAAAAAAAUAAGCACUUUUAAACGCAGUAAACGCUGACUGCGAGGGCUUAAACGGAGCAGUGCUCGUAAUGUCGAGCGAAAAAAAAGAAAGACAGCUGUGAAACAUAACCAGCUUUGUCUUUCUGUAGGAAACACACUUUAGAUCUUUUUAGGGUAAGAGGUUUUUGAGUAAUUGCCGUCUAUAACUGAAUGUGUGUCAGGAAAAUCGAAAACAAUUGAAGCGCCCCCCUGGAUGUACAGCGCCCUUAGCAUUUGCCUAUGGUGCCUAUGCCACGGGCCGGCCCUGAGUUGGCUGAGUGUUGUAAAUACCGGCGCUCACCUCCCUCACGACAGAGAGCAUAGGAGAUAAAUGACGUCAGUACAUUAUAACCGGUUAUGAUUAUUACUAAAUCGAUACCGAAUUGUCUGUGUCUGCAUCGCGGUGCACAGAAAAAACAAUUAUUUUUGACACCCCUACUGUCCGCCAUCUAGAAUUAAGUUAAAAACCUACUUUUUUGAACUCCUACAUUGUUUGGCUGAUUUGCACCAAAUUAGAAUCAGAUCAUCUUUAGACCAUACUGACAAAAAGUUAUUGAACUUGUAUCGAUAGGUGUAACGGUUUUUGUUUACUGAAUCACAAAUGUGAUGGCAUGAUGCCAAACUACAUCUGAGGCUUUAUCUCUGCGAUAGUUAAAGAUAAUGACACCAAUUUUUUUUUAUCGCCUCACACUGACAACACUAUGUAAAUUAAGUGACUAUGGCGCCCUAUGGGUCAAGAGUUAUAAGACAUUCAUUAGCCAUUAUUAAUGAACCUUACAAAUUUGGUAAUAACUUUUGACUGCACAUGCUUAUUUUGAUGAAAUUCAAAUUUUUCCUUGCAUCAUGCCAAUAAAACAGACACCAAUUAUGGCAUGAUCUGCCAAACGUCCUGUCUGCCCUUUUAAUCUUUAAUCUUCACCAAAUUUGACUUGGAUCAUCCUCCUACCAUGUAGACCAAAAUUUAUGGCAUUCAUGUUGAUAGACAAAACUGUUCUUAUUUAGCAUAUGCGCAAACUUGAUGUAUUGCUGCCAGAUGACAUUACAGGUUAAAUUACUGCAAUGGUUUGAAGUAUUGAAACCAAACUUACUGUGUGUGAUCCAGACCUGACUUUGACCAAACUACGUCAGUUUGCGCCACCUUCUGGGUAAAUUUGACAAACAAUUAAUUUCUAUCAAUAGAAGUCAUACAAAAUUUAUCAAAUGACUUUUGAAUAGUUCCGUUUAUUGUCUUGUGACUGGUCUUGCAGAUUCCUUGGAUCAUACAGAGUACAUUGAUAUAAUUUAUUCUUUAAUUGACACAACUUCCUUUCCACUAUUAUGAAUUAUUUUGUAAAUCUAUUGUUUUUAACUUUCAUUAGAUUGUUAGCCCAAUUUCCAUCAAAUUUGGCGCAGACCAUUCUGCCAAACAGUUAUAGAAUUUCCCCGUUGUUCUGUAGCUUGUUUCCUUGCUUGUUUAUGAUGUGGCUGCUGGGCUGCUUGGCCUCAUAAUUGUUGCUUGCAGCUUUUAUUUUUAUUUGAAUCCACUGCUCAUAAAUUUUUCCAAAACAACUAUUAUUAAUCAAUUGCAUUCUCAAGUGUUUAAAGUUGAUGACACUAUUCUGAUUUCUGAUUUAAUUACCUGUUAUAUUUUAUCUGCUUUAUUGUAGUGUAAGUCGCAAUGAAUUUUAUUUCUUUCUUUUAAUAUAUAUGAGUGUUUUAAGUACUGUAUAUAACAUACAUUAUGGAGCAGUUUUUUAAUAAAUUGUUAUUUUGCAAACAGAAAA